AUGUGCUCUGCUGGACAUCACCAAUCGCUCACGUGGCGAUCGAGUUGCUAUCCCGACGACGAUGAGGAGGAGGAUGCCGCCCCGCAACAGACGCGCAAGUUCGCGGUUCCCGAGGAGAUCCCCGCGGCGCCUCAGGGGCUGUUCGGGCUCGUGAAGCUUCCCUUCGCCGGGCUGAUUCGCGGGCGCCCCGCGGACCGCAAGACGGUGUUCGUGGCGGGCGCGACGGGGCUGACGGGCGCGCGCGUGGUGGUGGAGCUGCUGUCCGCGGGCCUGAGCGUGCGCGCGGGCGUGGAGGAUCUCAGCGACGCGCAGCAGCUCGCGGAGCUCGCCGCCAAGUACAAGGUGAUCACGGGCGAGGAGGCGAAGCGCCUCAACUUCGUCGAGUAUUCCGCCAGCGACUCGGAGUUCACCGCCAAGUCCAUCGCUAACGCGGGCACCGUUGUAGUCACGCUCGGCGCCGGCGAAAACGGCCCCAGCGGCAAUCUCGAGAUCGACGAGGCGCUCUCCCUGGCGCGCGCCGCGAUCCUCGCGAACGCGCCGGCGUUCGUGCUCGUCUCCGACUUCGCCGCCGCGCCCGCCGGCGUCGCGGUGAAGGACAAGAAGAGCGGCGGCGGCGGCGGCGGCGGGCUGAUUGCGGCGAUCCUGAAUUUCUUCCGAUCGCUGGCGGGGAAGAAAGGCGAAUCGGCGUCGUACAGCGCCGUGUUGACGGAGCUUGUGGAGGCUGACUCGCUUGAGUACACCGUGCUGCGCGUGGGGAAAUUCGAGGCGGACUCUAGCGCGUACAGGACGAACCUGGUGGUCGGGGAGGAGGGCAGCAUCGCCGCAGGCUCGCUCGCCCGCGUGCAGGUGGCGCAGGUCAUCGCAGCCAUUGCCGCCAACCCUGGACUCGCAGCUAACAAGGUGGUGGACCUCGUCGCAUCUGCUGAUGCUGAAGCUGCUGAUAUUGCAGAGCUGCUCGCUGAGGUCCCUGAGGACCCGCGCCGGGCCAAGAAGAAGGAGGCAGCAGAGAGGGCAGCAGCGGAGGAGCAGGAGAAGCAGCUGCGCCUGCUGGCGUCGGCAGAGGCGGAGGCAGCAGCAGAGGAGGCCAGGCGCGCUGCUGAGAGCGCUGCUGCUCUUGAGGCCCAGGCCAAGGCCCUGGCUGCCGAAGAGGCACGUGCGGCGGCAGCAGCAGCCAAGGCAGCAGCGCGUGCGCAAGCCGCUUCCACCGCUGUCUCAAGCAUUGAAAGCAACCUCAAAGAAGCUGGCGCCUCCAUCCCUCCGCCCUCCGCCAAACCCGCCGCUGCAGCUGCUGCUGCCCCUGCUGCUGCAUUCUCCGCCCCGUCCCUCCCAUCCUUCGCGCCGAGCCGAGCGGAGCGGGAACACCAAGGGGCGCAGCCGGAGCCUGCGCAUUCACUUGCGCCGAUGCGUGAGCUGGAGCGGCGGGAGCCUGGGAGCUUCCAAGAUUCUGUGCGCCAUUCAGGGCAUUGCGCAUCGCCGCAGCUAGCAUCCCCGGGAAAUCCUCGCGAAACUGCUGCAUCUCGCUCGGCCCACCGCUCCCGCGACCGUGCCCUCCCCACCAGCCACCGCGGCCCCCGCGGUGCACCGAGCGAUACGACGACGAGGGGCGACGGCGAGGAGAACCGCGCCCCCAAUGCGCAGCCGCAUUGCCCCCUGCGGCACCGCGCAUCUGAGACUCCGCGAGACGCUGCGCGACGGGAUGUACCGGCGCAGCUGCAGGGGCCACCUGGAGGGCAGGGUCGGGGCCGGCGCCCGCCGCUGUCCCCAGCGUGGGGCCCCCGGCGUCUGCCUGGCCAGCCUGGCCAGUCGGCGGCGCCACAGGCGACGGCUGCGCAACGGGAACCGGCGCGCCGAUCGCGGGAACAACGUGGGGAAGGCUUAGCGGGGGAGCUGGCGCCGGCGGGAUUAGAGCCGGGGACGGCGCAACAGCGACAGGAGGAGCCGGGGGGGGCAGGGGAGCAGCAGCGGCAACUUGAGCAGCAACAGGAGUUGGAGACGGGGCAAUCGCGCUCUCAGCGGUGUGACCUUGGUCCACCGCUGACUUCUCCAAUUCAGUCGCCAUCACGGCGAACGCGCCGGCAGCAGGCGAUCGAGGAUGCACGGACGCGGCGAGACGGGGGAAUAGGCAGUAUCGGAAUUCCGCAACUGGCAGCGGCCAGUGCGCGGGCUCGGGGGGGCAGAGGCGGAGGUCGCGGACGUGGCAGAAGCACUCGGGAAGGAGGCCCGGAGAACGCGUUCUAG
Closterium sp. Yama58-4 is the source of this 2238-nucleotide messenger RNA. The record is from the annotation of a GenBank genome assembly. NCBI's taxonomy places the organism in Eukaryota, Viridiplantae, Streptophyta, Zygnematophyceae, Desmidiales, Closteriaceae.